Ochlerotatus camptorhynchus is the source of this 2005-nucleotide messenger RNA. It is a transcript of the gene DIP-eta, whose product is annotated as Dpr-interacting protein eta. Bases 170 to 1525 code for a protein of 451 amino acids. The record is from RefSeq and is a predicted model, not a curated record. Gene Ontology annotation, cellular component: neuron projection. The transcript has 11 exons. Lineage: Eukaryota; Metazoa; Arthropoda; Insecta; Diptera; Culicidae.
UCGCGUUUGGUAGCAAAAUUAAAUAAAUGGCUUAUAUUACUCGAAAGUGGAAGACCUUCACGGUUUGCAUGUGUAUCCUGCUGUAGUGAUUGCAUUAUAGCAUAUAAUACGGUUGAACGGAUGCCGAGUGAGUUUGUCUGAAGUGGUGAACAGAGUCGACUAAACGUACAUGUUUGUGGCAAGUGUGAACUAUAACGGGAAAAGCAACGACCAGGAAUUAGGAAAUAACGAAAUGCUACAGAUCCGGCAAAGAAGCACGUGUAGUGAGGAAGUAAUGAACAGUGCAACAUUAAGAUCGGUAUUAUUAACAUUGUUGUGUUGUCUUUACGCGGUGCCACUGACAGUAUCAUCGGAAAUUAUAGCGAUAACCGACCCAAAGUUUAGUGCUCCUAUUAUAAACGUGACGGCCGCCGUGGGACGAGAAGCAACGCUAACAUGUGUUGUCCAUGAUCUAGGUGCAUAUAAGGUGGCAUGGCUAAGGGUGGACACGCAGACUAUUCUGACCAUUCAGAGUCAUGUCAUAACCAAAAACAAGCGGAUUGGCAUAAUCUUCACCGAAAAUAAAACGUGGCAACUUCGGAUACGAGACAUUCGCGAGAGCGAUAAGGGCUGGUAUAUGUGUCAAAUCAACACCGAUCCGAUGAAGAGCCAAAUGGGAUAUUUGGAUGUUGUAGUUCCUCCUGAUAUUCUGGACUAUCCUACCAGUACGGACAUGGUGGUGCGGGAAGGAAGUAACGUAACAUUACGGUGUGCAGCAACUGGAUCUCCUGAACCCACGAUAUUGUGGCGCCGAGAAAACGGAGAAAAUAUGUCAUUACAGGAUGGACAACUGGUACAAUCCGUUGAAGGACCAACAUUGAGCAUACCAAGGGUCAACAGGUUGCACAUGGGUGCCUAUUUAUGCAUAGCCUCGAAUGGAGUCCCGCCGUCCGUUAGCAAGAGAGUCAUGCUAAUUGUUCACUUUGCUCCCAUGAUGUCGGUGCAGAAUCAACUGGUUGGCGCUGUAGAAGGACAGCGUAUGACUCUUGAAUGCCAAUCAGAGGCAUAUCCAAAGUCAAUCAAUUACUGGACUCGAGAGAAGGGUGAUAUAGUGCCUCAAGGUGGUAAAUACGAACCGGUUCUGAUAGACAACGCAUACAAAGUGGUGAUGAAGCUGAGCAUCAAGGUUGUGAGCGAGGCCGAUUUCGGAACAUACAAGUGUAUCGCCAAAAAUUCCCUCGGGGAAACCGACAGCGGUAUCAAGCUCUACAAGCUUCCAAAAAGUGCAAUCAGCUCGGUGGAAUUAUACGAAGGACGAAGAAAAAAUAAAUCCCGAAAAGGUCACACGUUUCACGAAACAAACGACGUUGUCGAAGAUGGCACGGAAAGCACAAGCAAACGGAAAGAUCUGAUUGUCGGUGGAAUGAAUGAUGAAAGCUAUGGAAUAUCAAACAUGGCUGUGUCUCGGCGAUUACCCUUCCAGGUCAAAACAUUGUUCUUCGUGCCGUUUGCGCUACUUUGCACCGCUUUUUUGUCGACAGUAUGACGCUUGUAAUGAAUAGGCUGCGAUGAGCGAAUAAAUAGGGUCACUUACCCAUAAGUAGUUGUUUCUUGUAAUCGAGAAUGUUGAAUGAACGAGAAUGCCUGUACGUUUAGCUAAAUUAUAUACAAUAGAAAGAAUGCAGAAUAACUGUUUUGUAAAUAAGACAAAACUGCAAGUGCACGAAAAACACUUGUGAAACAAAAGCAAACAAGAAACAUAUCGUUAGGUAAUCAGAAUGUUAUAACACAAAAUUUAGGAUAUAAUUAUUCUAUGCUAAUGUUUUAUUGUAUAUUGGAAUUAAGAGAAAAACAAGCAGUACGAAAAAGCAAAUUUAUCAUGCUAUCAAAGACUUAUGGAGGCUAUAAUACUCAUAACUGUUAAGGCUUAGAAUAAGAACAGUAGGGAAAUAUCCCACAAAGUGCAAAAGUGAGCGGCUUGUCAAUGUACAUGUAAUGAUUAUCCAACCAAAAUUGAUCAAUAAGA